AUGAGUGUUGUUCAGGAUGAACAACACGUCGAAGCGAGAUCGGCUAUCAGAGAUUCGAUCGUAGAGCAAGCCCGAUCGACUGAAAGAGGAUCGAUCGAAGAGGACGUGACCGCGAUAGUACCCGUAACGGAAGAAAAAUCCGGCGUUCCUGAGAGCAAUAAAUUCCGAGAGAGUUAUGUUGAGGGUGUGGAUCCCCAACCACCUGCGGAUGUGUUUUCCCAGGAAAUCACCGAGUCAGUGAUUGUCUUGGUGAAUGACGGAUCAAGUGUAGGCGCUUAUACACUUGAUCUGGUGACGCCCCCGAAGUCAGCUUCGGAGGUGGUCAAGUUGCCAACGCUGGAAUCUAAUAGAUUCUUGCGAGAUCUGCGUAGUGACAAGAUCAAGCAGAUCUGCAUACUCGUCAAAGAGGACGAGUACGUCACCACUAUUCGGUCGGCACAAGUGUUCGCUGAGAACAAACGGGUUCUCAGUAGUUCAUCGAUGGACGAUAGUGUCCUCGAUGAGAAGACCCGGAUAGAUCGAUACACGUCUCAUUCUUGGGAGUCUUUAAAAACGAAUCCUUUGUAUAAGGAUUUGUUGAAAUUCAGGGAUGUUUUCCCGGAAUCCGUGCCAUGA
Messenger RNA from Peronospora matthiolae, 615 nucleotides. The record is from the annotation of a GenBank genome assembly. Lineage: Eukaryota; Oomycota; Peronosporomycetes; Peronosporales; Peronosporaceae.